This is a messenger RNA of Amaranthus tricolor (Joseph's coat), 2807 nucleotides long. RefSeq lists its product as uncharacterized. The record is from RefSeq and is a predicted model, not a curated record. The coding region runs from base 134 to 2533 and encodes 799 amino acids. Gene Ontology annotation, cellular component: nucleus. Gene Ontology annotation, biological process: regulation of DNA-templated transcription. The transcript is spliced from 5 exons. Lineage: Eukaryota; Viridiplantae; Streptophyta; Magnoliopsida; Caryophyllales; Amaranthaceae. Gene Ontology annotation, molecular function: DNA binding.
AUAUAUUGAUUACCAACGUCUAGCCUCGCCGAGUUAAAUCGAGUUUGGUCUUCACUAUUCACUUUUGACCGAGUGUUCAAAUUAUUAGCCUUGGGGGAAGAAGAGGGAAAAUUAGUGUAGAGAAACAGCAAAAAUGGCGAUUACAAAGAGGAAUACACUAGAUACUCAAUCAACACCACUCCCUCCUCUUCCCCCUCCUACUAGUACACAACAUGCCAUACACAUUCCAAACAACAACAACAAUGAUCUACAACAAAUCCCCUUUGAAUCAGUUUCAAAUUAUGAGCAAACUAGAGAACAAAGAAUCAAAGAAAACCGUGAACGUUUACAAAAACUCGGCAUUGUUGAUCUUACUCUUCAACUCAACUCUCUUGUUUCAACUAAACGAAUUCCCAGACGUAAUUUUGACAGAAAAACUCCCAUAAAGUCUCUUCCUUUGGCUUCUGCUGAUCCUCCUCGCCGUUCUUCUAGGCUGCAAAAUGCGCCACCGGUGACCUACACAGAGCCAAAGGAGGAUAAAUCAAGAAGAUCUCGUGACUUUGUGUUGGAAGAGGGCGCAAAGCCUGAGGUUUAUACCGAAGAGCAUGAAAAGAUGUUGGGAGAUACUGAGAUGCCCUGGACCUUUUUCGUCGAUGGGUAUAGAGCGGAUGGAACCCGGAUUUAUGAUCCAAUUAAUGGGAAGACUUGCCAUCAGUGCCGGCAGAAGACUCUUGGGCAACGUACUCACUGCAGCAAAUGCAAACUUGUUCAAGGACAGUUUUGUGGGGAUUGUCUUAUAAUGAGAUAUGGGGAACAUGUGGUGGAAGCCAAUCAAAACCCAAAUUGGGUUUGCCCUCCUUGUCGUGGGAUUUGCAACUGCAGCUUGUGUCGCGGAGCAAAAGGAUGGAUUCCAACUGGGGCUAUCUACAGAAGGAUCAAGAGUUUAGGAUUCAAAUCAGUGGCACAUUAUCUCAUUACAACAAAACGUGCUCCUCCAGAUUCAGAGAACUGUUCUGAUGCUCUGCCAUCUGCAAAAAGAGCUUUACCUUUUGAGGGCUUAGAGAUGACUAAUGAUGAUGGUUCGGAUGACAAGGCCAUAGUUGUGCUGACUGAAAAAAACCCACAAUCUGAAAAUGAUUAUACAACUGAACUUAAGUCAGCUUCAAAGCCGGCAGAUGAUGUUGGUAGAUCGAGAAAUAAGUCUACAAAAGAAAAUACUGAUGCUGGUUCAGAAUCAGUGAGAGCAAGUGAUGAGUCCGUUCCAAAGCCCAGGGGUGUUGGAAGACCACGGAGGAGUUUAAAGAAAGAAAAUACUGAUGCUGGUCAGGAAUCAGGGAGAGCAAGUGAUGAGUCAGUCUCGAAGCCUAGAUGUGUUGGAAGACCAGGGAAGAGUUCAAAGAAAGAAAAUACUGAUGCGGGUGAAGAAUCAGUGCGAGCAAGUGAUGAGUCAAUUCCAAAGCCUAGGUGUGUGGGAAGACCACGGAAGAGUUCAAAGAAAGAAAAAACUGAUGCGGGUGAAGAAUCCGCGCGAGCAAGUGCUGAGUCAAUUCCAAAGUCUAGGUGUGUGGGAAGACCACGGAAGAGUUCAAAGAAAGAAAAAACUGAUGCGGGUGAAGAAUCAGCGCGAGCAAGUGAUGAGUCAAUUCCAAAGCUUAGGUGUGUUGGAAGACCGCGGAGGAGUUCAACAAAAGAAAAAACUGAUGCUGGUAAGGAAUCAGUGCUAGCAAUUGUUGAUUUAGUUCCAAAGCCUAGCGGUACUGGAAGACCCCAGAAGAGAUUGAAGAAAGAAAAUACUGAUACAGGUGAAAAAUCAGCUCGAGCAAGUGAUGAGUCAAUUCCAAAGCCUAGGUGUGUCGGAAGACCACGGAAGAGUUCAAAGAAAGAAAAAACUGAUGCUGGUGAAGAAUCAGCGCGAGCAAGUGAUAAGUCAAAUCGAAAGACUAGGUGUGUUGGAAGACCGCGGAGGAGUUCAAUGAAAGAAAAAACUGAUGCUGGUAAGGAAUCAGUGCUAGCAAUUGUUGAUUUAGUUCCAAAGCCUAGCGGUAUUGGAAGACCCCAGAAGAGAUUGAAGAAAGAAAAUACUGAUGCGGGUGAAGAAUCAGCUCGAGCAAAUGAUGAGUCAAUUCCAAAGCCUAGGUGUGUCGGAAGACCACGGAAGAGUUCAAAGAAGGAAAAAACUGAUGAUGGUGAGGAAUCAAUGCGAGCAAUUGAUGGCUCAGUUCCAAAGCCUAGCGGUAUUGAAAGACCAAGGAAGAGAUCAAAGAAAGAUAAUACUGAUGCCGGUGAAGAAUCCAUUAGAGUAAUUGGAACUGUUUCCGACAUGAAUAGUCCAGUUGCUUCUACUUUAACAUCUAACGAGUCAAACUCGAACCUUAGAAGAUCAACAAGGAUUUCCAAGAAAGAAAAAGUUGAUGUUCUCGAGGAGUCUGAGAAAACAAAUGCGACCACUGAAGAUGAAUCUAUUGUCGCCAUGAAAGGUUUAAAGACUCCAAACAGUUCAGAUUCCAAGGCUGACAGCAUUGCUAGAAGGUUAAGGUCAAGGAACAAAACAUAAAUUGUUGCUGCUUGCAUGGAGUUAGCCCCUUUUCUUGAGUGCCUACUACUCCGGUUUUUAGAGAUAUGACGUGUCUUUCAGGAUAGCUCCGGCUUAGGUUCGUUAUCAAGGACACCUUUUUUGAGGCGAGGUACUCCCAUCAACUGUAUUUGGGGUAACUUGUAUGUAUUAUUAUGUGGAGGGAUUCCUUAUGUAAGGACUAAACAUGAAUUAUUGGCUUUAAUGUAAUACAUGCAAUUUUAUCAAAAGCUAACUACUUCCUUCGCCUAUUAUA